This is a messenger RNA of Marmota flaviventris (yellow-bellied marmot), 684 nucleotides long. It is a transcript of the gene Ube2u, whose product is annotated as ubiquitin conjugating enzyme E2 U. The record is from RefSeq and is a predicted model, not a curated record. Lineage: Eukaryota; Metazoa; Chordata; Mammalia; Rodentia; Sciuridae.
AUGUACAGCAGAGCUUACAUCUUGCUGGAAAGAGACUUAAAAGAGUUGAACCAGAGCAAUUUUGUGGGUAUUACUGCUUUUCCUAUAACUGAUGAUAUGCUGAAAUGGCAAGCUGAAAUUGAAGGUCUACAGAAUUCAAGUUUGCAUGGAUUUGUUUUACAACUGACAAUAGAAUUUACAUCGGAGUACAACCUUGCCCCUCCAGUUGUGAAAUUUACAACAAUUCCUUUUCAUCCAAAUGUAGACCCAUAUACUGGUCAGCCCUGUAUAGAUUUUUUGGACAACCCCAAGAUGUGGAAUACAGGCUAUACAUUGAGCAGUAUCUUACUUGCCCUACAGGUUAUGCUUUCUUACCCAGUGCUGGAAAACCCAGUGAACAUGCAAGCGGCCCAAAUGCUGAUUAAAGAUGAAUAUAUGUAUAGAAAAAUAAUUCGAAAGCUCUUCCAGGAGCCAUUAAAACUGAAGGAUGAUGACAUGCAGUUAUCUCAAGACCAAGAUAAAUUGGUCAGAUCAAUUAAAUCCAUCUCAUUUAAUGAUUACUACAAGACAUGGUCUAGAAUAGCCACAUCCAAAGCGACAGAAUCCUACAGAGCUCCACUGCUUGGAGAUCCACAUUUCAUUGGAGAGUAUUAUAAAUGGAAGAAAACUGAUAAAGGACAUCCUAAAGAAUGGAAGUUAAAGUAA